This is a messenger RNA of Vespa mandarinia (Asian giant hornet), 467 nucleotides long. It is a transcript of the gene Pdf, whose product is annotated as Pigment-dispersing factor. NCBI's taxonomy places the organism in Eukaryota, Metazoa, Arthropoda, Insecta, Hymenoptera, Vespidae. Gene Ontology annotation, molecular function: hormone activity. Gene Ontology annotation, cellular component: extracellular region. Gene Ontology annotation, biological process: response to light stimulus. The record is from RefSeq and is a predicted model, not a curated record.
AUCCUAUGUAUGUACAUUUACAAAUUCUUGCUGUUUCUUUCCGUAGAAGGAUCAAACCCAAGAUCAUCAUGAAGUUCUUAUAUAUUCUCAUUCUUAUGAUUGGAAUUAUCUAUCAGAUAUUUGCCACCAUGGAUGAUACAGAAAGGAAUGUCUUCUCGAUGAACGUUCCUUAUGGAAGAGGAUUGGACAAUGAACUGCAACUUGCUAGAUUGUUAAUGGCAUCGCCACGGCUUUGCUAUCCAAAACGUAACUCCGAGAUUAUCAAUACUUUACUGGGUCUUCCAAAAAAUAUGAACAAUGCUGGAAAAUGAAAUAUUUAUGAUAGAAUUGAUACGGAUAAUUAUUUAUAAAAAUAUGUAUAUUCUAUUAAUAAGUUUUAAUUGCAAUUGUAAAAGAGUGCUUUGUUCUUGAAUAACACAAUGAAAAUCAAAGAUGUAACAGCACAAAAUUUUUGUUAUUUUAUUUCU